Camellia sinensis is the source of this 794-nucleotide messenger RNA. Lineage: Eukaryota; Viridiplantae; Streptophyta; Magnoliopsida; Ericales; Theaceae. The record is from RefSeq and is a predicted model, not a curated record.
AUAUUUUUUUAAUUUUUUUGACUCUUUUUAUGUGAGAGAUGAUAUGACUCAAAAUAUAGAUUAAAAGCUGACUUCUAACUAGAAUUAUUGAAUCUCUAGUCAUUCUUUUCUUCCUUUUUCUUCAGAAUUCGAACUUUCUGUUUAUUUACUAUUUUUUGUUUCUUGAUUUUUACAGUAGCAAGAUUUUGAAUGAAGCAGCAGAUGAUAACUACAUAUAUCAACAAAUGUCCCUAGAAAAAUUUCCAGUGGUACCAUGGCGUGUAACUACUGAAGCUUCUUGUUUCUUGAACAAGUGCAAAGAGAGUGGAAAUCCAGAGGCAUUGUAUAGGCAAGGAGUGGUUGAUUACUUCAGUUUGAUGAGAAUAGAGUCUGGACUAGAGUCUCUGAACAGGGCAGCAAGUUCUGGACACAGAGGAGCUCUGUACGUACUCAGCAUCAUCUUCCUCUUCAGCGAAGACGAUGAGUUCAAGAAACAGGGCAUUCGAAUUCUCAGCAGCAUACACAAAUCAAAACCCACAUCAGGAAAACGAAGAUUGAUCAGAGAGUGUCGAGACAAGUUGAGAGAAAUUGUUAGGAUGAUCUGGGUAGUAAACCCACUGGUUCAAAAACAGAGACCCAGUACUUGUUGUGCGAUACGAGACAAUGAUGUUGAUCGACACGAGAGAUUGGGAAGAAGAAGAAGAAGAAGAGGGUGGGAGAGUGACGAUGAAGAUGAUGAUGAUGAAGUUGAAUGCGAUGGUUGUCGAUGCGAUCGGGAAGUUGAUUCUGUUUGUAACAUGUUUCCUCGUGCUUAA